This is a messenger RNA of Penicillium arizonense, 1008 nucleotides long. RefSeq names its product casein kinase II subunit alpha/alpha'. Gene Ontology annotation, cellular component: cytosol; protein kinase CK2 complex; nucleus. Lineage: Eukaryota; Fungi; Ascomycota; Eurotiomycetes; Eurotiales; Aspergillaceae. The record is from RefSeq and is a predicted model, not a curated record. The transcript has 4 exons. Gene Ontology annotation, biological process: regulation of transcription by RNA polymerase III; protein phosphorylation; DNA damage response. The coding region runs from base 1 to 1008 and encodes 335 amino acids. Gene Ontology annotation, molecular function: ATP binding; protein serine/threonine kinase activity.
AUGGCGCGUGUCUAUGCUGAUGUCAAUGAGCAUAUGCCUCGGUCCUACUGGGACUACGACAGUGUCAACAUCUCGUGGGGUGUCCUGGAAAAUUAUGAAAUCGUUCGCAAGAUAGGUCGGGGAAAGUACUCUGAGGUCUUCGAAGGCAUCAACGUCGUCAACUACCAGAAGUGUGUUAUCAAGGUUCUCAAGCCCGUGAAGAAGAAGAAGAUCAAGCGUGAGAUCAAGAUUCUUCAGAAUCUUGCCGGUGGGCCCAACGUUGUUGCUUUGCUGGAUGUUGUUCGCGAUAACCAGAGCAAGACUCCCAGCCUGGUCUUCGAAGCUAUCAACAAUACCGACUUCCGCACCCUAUAUCCCCGCUUUUCCGACUAUGACGUCCGCUUCUAUGUUUACGAGUUGCUGAAGGCGCUCGAUUUCUGCCACAGCAAGGGCAUCAUGCACCGUGAUGUUAAGCCCCACAAUGUCAUGAUUGAUCAUGAGAAGCGCAAGCUUCGCCUGAUUGACUGGGGUCUGGCUGAAUUCUACCACAAGGGCACGGAAUACAACGUCCGUGUUGCUUCUCGGUACUUCAAGGGUCCCGAGUUGCUGGUGGACUUCCAGGAAUACGACUAUUCUCUGGAUAUGUGGUCUCUGGGUGCUAUGUUCGCAUCCAUGAUUUUCCGCAAGGAGCCUUUCUUCCACGGAAACAGCAACUCCGACCAAUUGGUCAAGAUUGCCAAGGUUCUUGGAACCGAGGAGCUCUUUGAGUACUUGGACAAGUACGACAUCGAGCUGGACCCGCAAUAUGAUGACAUUCUCUCUCGCUUCCCUCGCAAGCCGUGGCAUUCAUUUGUCAACGCUGAGAACCAGCGUUUUGUCAGCGAUGAGGCCAUUGACUUCCUUGACAAGCUUCUGCGAUACGACCAUGCUGAACGCUUGACUGCUCAGGAGGCCAUGGGACACGCAUACUUCGACCCCGUCCGUGCCGACGCACAGGCUCUCAGCCACAACAACGUUACCCAGUCCUGA